Molecule: messenger RNA, 995 nt
Organism: Drosophila suzukii
Lineage: Eukaryota; Metazoa; Arthropoda; Insecta; Diptera; Drosophilidae
Source: RefSeq, a predicted model, not a curated record
GGGGAGAGCUCGGCCUGACAGCCAGUAUGUUAAGUGUAACCAGAUCGGUAUCAGCCCCGAAUUUCAGCGUGCGAUCCCUUGGAUCCUUUGGCCCAAAGACCGAUUACGAGGCGGAUUCCAGCUUGACCGACAGCCAGGUAAUACGGACGUCCUACGUGAGGAGGGAGGAGUAUGUGGAGAGGGGAACUUCGAUCACCAGGAUUCCUGAGAAGCGUGAGCCCUCCCGCUGCCUGUUCCGCACCUACGUCUGCCUGCUGCUGGGCAUCCAGGUGACCCUCGCCUCGCUGCAGUGGCUCGGAUCCACGUACCGCUGGCGCCCCCAACUGAAUCCGGCCAACCGCAGCCUGUCCGUCCUGCUGCUUCUGCUCUCGUGGAUCAACCUUACGCUGGCCUUUAUCGGCUUCCGGCGGCUGCAGUUCACCUUCCCGCUGAACUGGAUCAUAUUCGGCUGCAUCUUCGAGAGCCUCACGCUGCUGGUGGUGUGCCUGCACAUCUUGGAGGGAGACAUCACCUGGCCCUUUGUGCUGAUCGGCAUUGGUGUGCUGGUUGUUUAUACUCUGCUGGGUCUGUGGGUGCCCGGCUUCCUCACCGCCAAUCUCUGGAUCCUCAUCCUGGCCAGCAUCGUGGUCUUUAUCAUCUCCUCCGUGGCCCUGGGCAUUCGCAUGAAUAUGUGCUACUACGUGCCCACCAGCGUCUGCCUGGUGAUCUUUGGACCGUGGGCCAUGUUCAACUCCCAGAAGCUCUUCCUGCCCCGCCAGCGGACCGGCUACUUGUCCCACCAGUACCUGGAAGCUUCCGCCAAAAUGUUCAUCAACUAUGCGUUCACUGUAAGCGGCAUCGUCUUUGCCCAUCGCUUUUCGGUCGACACUUUGGAUGCCCACGAUUAGCUGGGAUCAGGCUGGAUCAGAAUUUAAGGGUUACUGGGCUGGGGCUGAUCUUAUUUGCUUUUAGAUUUUUUUGUAAGUCUUUAAUUAAAUUGUCACGUGUUUAUAUCU